AUUAAGGUAAAUUGCUCAUACGACACGCUGUACGAGGCAAAUUCUUAUUUGCAAGGCACAAAGAGAAAGUGCAAGCACAAAAGAAAUUCAUAAUUUGAUGGCUUCGCCUGGGCAGCAUUGCGUUGCAGCAGCAGCAGGAGCAGCCCGCCUACGACGCCAUCAGCCACUUCAGCAGCACAACAACAACAGCAGCAACAGCAAUAACAAUUACACCCGCAACAACAACAACAAACUGAUCUCCACAGCCACACUGACGCUGCUCAUACUCUGCCUGAGCAGCUGCAUAGCCUACGCCACGGCAGCAGCAACGUCGACGGAACAGCCGCCCACAAAGAGCCCGGACAGCGGCACUCUGAGCGAUGAUUUUAACAGCAGCAGCGCCUUCCUGGGCGCCAUUGCAUCUGCCGCGAGCUCUGUGAACAGCAGCCCCAUUGCCAUUGUCAGCUAUCCGGGCAUCACAAGCAGCACUCCGAAUGGCAGCAGCAGCACGCUGGUGUCCAUGUCGGACACUCCGCUGCUGCUGGACGAGCUGGCUCCCGGCGAGGAGGAGUUUGAGCUGCCGCCGCUGCAAUCGGUGAUAGUGAGCAUCAUCCUGCUGAUUGUCAUCCUGGGCACUGUGGUGGGCAAUGUGCUCGUCUGCAUCGCCGUUUGCAUGGUGCGCAAGCUGCGACGGCCCUGCAAUUACCUGCUCGUCUCACUGGCACUAUCCGAUCUCUGCGUGGCCCUGCUCGUCAUGCCUAUGGCUCUGCUGUACGAGGUGCUUGAGCGCUGGAGCUUUGGCACGCUGCUCUGCGACAUUUGGGUGUCGUUCGACGUGCUCUGCUGCACCGCCUCCAUACUGAAUCUGUGCGCCAUCUCCGUUGACCGCUACUUAGCCAUUACCAAGCCCCUGGAGUACGGCGUCAAGCGCACUCCGCGGCGCAUGAUGCUCUGCGUGGGCAUCGUUUGGCUGGCUGCUGCCUGCAUCUCGCUGCCGCCGCUGCUGAUACUGGGUAACGAGCACGAGGACGAGGAUGGCCAGCCCAUAUGCACAGUGUGCCAGAACUUUGCCUAUCAGAUCUAUGCAACGCUCGGCUCCUUCUACAUACCGCUCUCCGUCAUGCUGUUCGUCUACUACCAGAUCUUCAAGGCUGCACGGCGCAUUGUGCUGGAGGAGAAACGCGCCCAGACGCAUCUACAGCAGGCGAUGAACGGCACCGGCUCGCCGCAGACGGCGACAGCUCCUGCCCUGCCGCACACUGAGCUGGGCAGUGGCAACGGUGCUGGUCAUGGACACCGGCACAGCAGCAUAGGCAACACGUCGCUUACGUACUCCACCUGCGGCGGUCUGAGCACCAGCGGAGGGGGAUGCGGGGGUGGAGGAGGCGGCGUGGGCAUAACGCAUGGUCAUCAUGGCAGCGGCGGUGGCGUAAGCGGGUCAACGGGACUGCUGGGAUCUCCGCAUCACAAGAAGCUGCGCUUCCAGCUGGCCAAGGAGAAGAAGGCAUCUACUACGCUGGGCAUCAUCAUGUCUGCCUUUACCGUUUGCUGGCUGCCCUUCUUCAUACUGGCACUGAUCCGACCCUUUGAGACGAUGCAUGUGCCACCUUCGCUCUCCUCGCUCUUCCUCUGGCUAGGCUAUGCCAACUCUCUGCUAAAUCCGAUUAUUUACGCCACGCUAAAUCGCGACUUUCGCAAGCCCUUCCAGGAGAUACUCUACUUCCGGUGCUCCAGCCUGAACACCAUGAUGCGCGAGAACUACUAUCAGGAUCAGUACGGCGAGCCGCCGUCGCAGCGCGUCAUGCUGGGCGAUGAGCGGCAUGGUGCACGCGAGAGCUUCCUGUGAAGCCAACGGAUCUCUGGAUACUUGGCUCUCUAAAUAUCUAUAGGUGUUGUACUCUAAACGAAUAAGCCAAAACUAAAUAAGUCAGCAAACUACUGCUUGGCAAGGAAUGCGAACUACAGAAGCAUCACCCUCUUCCACACUCACACAAACACACCGAUCUAUAUGAACUAUGUUUAUGUAACUGUUUACCUAUGAGUAUUUUUUGUAUGUAGUGCUGCAUAACGCAAACCAUAAUUACGAUAUAUGAUACAAAAUAAUUGAUAAACGAUAAACGAUAAAUGUAGAUGACUCCUCUAAAUGUAACUGAACGUUGUAAUUUUAAAUGUAACACUAAGCAAUGAAGUGGUCUACAAACAGCAACCACUCUAUACACACACACACACACACACACAAACACAUAUACACAAUUACCCAUCCAAAGACAACCAAGACAACUCGCACAAACACACACACUUACACUGAAUACUGUUGCAAAACAAUCGAUAAGUAUGUCUAUACAUUCUUCUAUGUUUCUUUUUCCCAACUUUGGAUUGUUUAAUCUAUCGAAUAUCGAUAGUUUUGUAGCACACAGACACUCAAAACUCACAUCACAAGAUGGUUGUACCACUGUUAAUCCAGAACAGGUUUUCACACGGUUCCUUUUUAUGUUUCUUAGUUCCAAAACAAGAGAACCGAUUACAAUCACAAUCGAUAUCGAAUCUAUUGAGCCCACAGCGAGCGUAGUAUAUUUGCGAUACUCAAACGGAGCCAAAAAUUAAAAUUAAAUAAACACAUAAGAUAUUGUGUCAUAUAAAUUAUACUUAAUAUACGAUAACUAUACAAAUACAUAAGUACAUAUAUAUAUAUAUAUAUAUAUGUAGUCAAGCAUGACAAAAUGGUGUCUAUAAACUGUGGAACUGUAAAUAGGAAAACUCUACAUAUAUCAAAAAUCAAGCAGAUACAGAUUUAUCCAUGUCUGUGUGCAGCUCUGUCUCAGAACGUAUAUUUACUAUACUCGUAUAGCUAAAGCUCAAUACUAAGUUACUCUUAAAUGUAUUUAUUAAAUACUUUCUGCAAUAAUUAUAUUAAAUCUUGUUUUAUCUUAUCUUUUUGUGUAUUUGUAUAAAAGUCACGCCUCUCUGUGAUACCAAACAUUAAGCAUUAAAUUUUUAUGUUUAGAUCAACUGCAUUAAAUUAUAAUAUAAAUUACUAAAUAAUACUAACUAGUUACUGCUAGUUUAUACGAGUACUAACUACACAUAUAGAUACUAUAUGAAUAUAUGAAUAAAUAUAUACAUAUAUAUACAUUAUAUAUAUUUACAAAUAUCUAGUCUGGCUAAGUCUAUUAUGUGUGCGUGUUUUUAUUGUAUGUACGAUAUGUCUGCGUUAAGUACAUGAUAUUCAAACAUAAAACCGAGUUACGUAUGUGUACUGUAUGUUGAAAUACAAAAAUAACAAAAUACCAACUACAAAAAGAAAAAAAAUAAAAAAAAUAAAUAAAACAAAACUAAUUCCCCCCACACAGACACAGACAAAUCCAAAUCCUAAAUGUAAUGAAUGGAGCAUGACAAACUAAGCGCAUCUAAUGCUAUGCAUCACAGAGCUAAAGCUCUGUAAACAAAAGAUAAUACUAAAGAAAACAGAAAUAAAUAAACAAAACUAUUGAAAUACUUUCAAGUGAAGCUUACAAAACUGUAAAAUUGCAUUUGAAUUCUGCUUCCCACAGCUGCAAGUGCAAAAUAUACACAAAAUACAAAAAAAAAAAAAAAAAAGAACAAAAAUAAAACAAAAAAAAAAAAAACAUUUCAAAAAAACAAGAGAAUAUCUAAAAAUAAAACUAAUUAUGAAAACUGAGCAGAAAUUAAAGCAUCAAAUAAAAGGCAACCUUAUAAAUGUAA
Molecule: messenger RNA, 3702 nt
Organism: Drosophila mojavensis
Lineage: Eukaryota; Metazoa; Arthropoda; Insecta; Diptera; Drosophilidae
Gene: 5-HT7
Product: 5-hydroxytryptamine receptor 1
Exons: 1
Coding region: 98-1825 (575 amino acids)
Biological process (GO): adenylate cyclase-activating adrenergic receptor signaling pathway
Cellular component (GO): membrane
Molecular function (GO): G protein-coupled amine receptor activity
Source: RefSeq, a predicted model, not a curated record